UGGGCAUCCUCUUUUGCGGAUUAGCAGACGUCAGACGCAGAUAUCCGGUUUCGGCAACAUCUUCGCAAUGGCAGAUCCUACUAUUUCCAACGGUCCCGACGCAUUAGAGGAAACAAUAGGCCGCCUCUCCAAAAAGUCCGGCGUCAAGGCGACCCUCGUGCUCGACAGGGUGUCGGGCGCGAUACUAAGGUCGAGCGGCCAGAUGGCGUCGAUCCACACGCCGUCGACGGCCGGGUCUUUCUCGAGCGGCGACGCGAACAACCCCGCUACGCAGCAACAGCAACAGCAGACCGGCGAGUCCCAGGGGGCGGCGGAGGAGCUGGCGGGCCUGGUGUGGAAUUUCGUCAACUCGGCGGGAAGCCUGGUUCAGGGGCUGGACACAGAGGACGAGAUGAAACUCCUCCGGCUCCGGACGAAGAAGCAGGAGCUGGUCGUUGUGCCCAACCCGAAAUACCUGCUGAUUGUCGUGCACGAUACCCCUCCGGCUUGAUUUGGUGUGCCCGGAAAACAUGUUAGAGGGGGGCGAUGUGUCCUAUGAUUGGGAAUCCUUGGCGAAAUGGAGUCUAUCGGCGUUCAUGAUUUGGCAUCGGAUACCCCGAGAUUGGAGUGGUAAAAUAAAUAAACGGGAGUGAGUUAAUAGAUGCUCUCAAUGACAAGCGAUUCUACCUUGCGGCCCCGAGUGCAGCCUGGACUUGGCAUGUUUCUUCAGCCGUGCCUUGAGGCAAGAAUAGGAACUUGUUCGGUGUGUUUUGCAUGAGGUUGGGCAUAUCAGGCAGGGCUCAGCAUGUAGCUGGGCGUUAAAGGAAGCUCCAACACGUCUGCGAUUUGCCGCUCGUUUUCCCCUUGUUACU
Messenger RNA from Phialemonium atrogriseum, 851 nucleotides. RefSeq lists its product as uncharacterized. The coding region runs from base 68 to 490 and encodes 140 amino acids. Lineage: Eukaryota; Fungi; Ascomycota; Sordariomycetes; Cephalothecales; Cephalothecaceae. Gene Ontology annotation, cellular component: cytoplasmic dynein complex; cytoplasm. The transcript is spliced from 3 exons. The record is from RefSeq and is a predicted model, not a curated record. Gene Ontology annotation, molecular function: dynein intermediate chain binding. Gene Ontology annotation, biological process: microtubule-based movement.